AUGUCAGAAAAUAAUGAAUUAAAAAGAAAAAUUGAAAAUGAAAAUGAUGAAAAUGAUGAAAAUAAAAAGAAAUUAAAAGAUAAUGAAAAAGAAGAAGAAGAAGAAAAAAAAGAUGAAGUGGAAUUAGAGAAUAAAGAAAAAAGUAAAAAAGGUAAAAAAAAAGAAGAAAAAGAAGAAUCAUCAUUACCAUCAACAUUAAAACCAUCAAAAGCCGUUUUAAAUGAUCCAAUAUUUGGUCAACCAGGAUUACUUUUUACAUUUGGUAAUGGUAGAGAAGUUCAAGCAACAAAAGAUUUAUAUAAUUUAUUAAAUGAAUAUGUUAAUGAAAAUAAUAAUAAUAAUAAUAAUAAAAAUGAUAAUAAUGAUGAUUUUGAUUUUAAUAAAGCAUUUGAACAAGAAUUACAACAAGUUAAAGAAACUACAGGUAAAUCAGCACCAUAUAAAAAAUAUACAUUAAAAUGUAAUGGUAUUGCAUUUAUGGCAUUUAAAGAAAAUUCAAAUAUUGACCCAAUUUCUUUAACUUCAAGAAUUUUUAAAGAUUGUGAAACUUCAAAAACUUUAAAAACAAAAGAAAUUUCAAGACUUAUACCAAUUUCAAAAUUUAUUCAUUUAUCAAAUAUGAUGGAAGAAAUUAAAAUUUUAAUUGAUAAAUAUUUUUGUGAUCCAAUAGAAAAAAUUAUAAAAUAUAAAAUUGAAUUUAAAUCCAGAAAUAAUGAAAAAAUUAAUAAAAUGGAAUAUAUUCAAGAAAUUGCAAAAUUAAUUAAUCCAAAUCAUAAAGUUGAUUUAAAUAAUCCAGAAUUAACAAUUAUUAUUGAAAUUAUAAAAUUUUAUUGUGGAGUUUCAAUUGUUUCAAAUUAUAAUGAAUGUAAAAGAUUUAAUUUAGUUGGAUUAGCAGGUUUACUUCAACCAACACCAAAAAAGAAAAAUAAAGAAAAUCCAAAACAAAAUAAUCAUGAUGAAAAUGAAAAAGAAGAUGAAAAAGAAGAUGAAAGAGAAGAUGGAAAAGAAAGUGAUAAAUAA
Dictyostelium discoideum AX4 is the source of this 1020-nucleotide messenger RNA. RefSeq lists its product as hypothetical. Bases 1 to 1020 code for a protein of 339 amino acids. The transcript is spliced from 3 exons. Lineage: Eukaryota; Evosea; Eumycetozoa; Dictyosteliales; Dictyosteliaceae. Gene Ontology annotation, biological process: tRNA modification. Gene Ontology annotation, molecular function: RNA binding. The record is from RefSeq and is a predicted model, not a curated record.